Saccostrea echinata is the source of this 487-nucleotide messenger RNA. RefSeq lists its product as uncharacterized. Lineage: Eukaryota; Metazoa; Mollusca; Bivalvia; Ostreida; Ostreidae. The transcript has 4 exons. Bases 87 to 482 code for a protein of 131 amino acids. The record is from RefSeq and is a predicted model, not a curated record.
AAGAGAGAUAAGGUUGUGCACAUUUCUUAUAAAACCUUAGGCCUCUUGAUUUUUCUGUUGAACAGAACAUUUAGUCCAUACACAACAUGAUGAUCUCUGCAAUCUUCGUAGCUUGCCUUGCCUCUGCGGCGAUGGGCAUGACAACUAAACAUCAUGGACACGGUCAUGUUACACAUCAUCAUGGACACCAUACUGGACCCACUCACGAACCCAACAUUAACGAGAGCUUUAUGUUCCACUACGAUGCACACUCGCACUCACUAGCAGUAAAAACCCAUAAGAACUGUUACUUGUACAUGCUGACAGCAGAUGAACAAACGAGCGUCCACUCAUCAACCGGACUACAUGCCAUCGAGAAGACCGUCAUUGACCUCAUUGAUGCAAACACCGCCACCACCGCGGUCUCCUCCGGAGAUCUCACCGCCAUGAGUCAUGGCCUGGCCCACUUCUGUGGAAAAUUGUCCGCUAUGAGAUUGAAUUAAAUCAA